ACAGCUUCUCGCUGGGGCUGGACCGGGACGGGGAGCGAACGGACGGUUUUUCUGUGGGAGCGAAACGCGCGUCCAGGGCUUUAUUCCCUAUUUCGACUCCCAUUUCCCCCUUUUUCUUUCUCGCAUCUCUCUGUGUCUGGGAUGAGGAGGUGAUCAGCACAAGCUCGAGUGAUCAACAAGUGUGGAGGUUGUUGGAUAGAGUUUUGACAGGAGAACAGGAAGAUGUUCGGGUUAGAGGUCAUCACGCUGUGCUUCCUUUUUGGAGCCUUGACUUACGGCCAGUCACCAGCAGAGUGCGCCAGGAAGAAUGACUGUCCCAUAGAUGUGUACUUCACCAUAGACACAUCUGAGACUGUCGCCCUGCAGGAGCCGCCCCCUGGAGCACUCGUGAAUAGUAUCAAGACGUUCAGUCAGGAGUUUGCACAACGUUUAGAGGAUAUUGAAUUCAGAGGCACCGUGCAGUUCAGGUGGAACAUUGGUGGACUGCACUUCUCACAGGAACAGGAAGAGUUUGCUCGCAUAGGAUCAAAGGAUGCCUUCAUUAAAGGAGUCGGCGGUAUCAGUUACAUGGGCAAGGGCACCUACACUGACUGUGCCAUCACCAAAAUGACCUCAAAUAUGCUGAGAUCGACCACAUCCCCAAAACCCAUCCGUUUUGCCGUGGUCAUCACUGACGGCCAUGUGACUGGAGAACCAUGCUUGGGUAUCAAGGUGGCAGCAGAGAAGGCGCGUGACGAGAAGAUCAAGAUAUUCGUUGUGGCAGCAUCCAAAAAUGUGGAGGAGAUAGGGCUGAGGGAGAUCGCUAAUACUCCAGCAGCGGUCUAUAGAAGGGACUUCAUGGCUGUUGAUCUGAGCAAGGGUCGAGCCGACAUCCAGUACGACACCAUCGACCGCAUUGUCAAGACCAUGCAACAUUUGGCAUAUGUAGAGUGUCACAAUGUGACCUGUCUGGAGACACCAGGGCCUCCUGGUCCAAGAGGCCACAGGGGACAAAAAGGAGCUAAAGGAGAUAACGGUGACCCAGGUCUAAAAGGAGAAAAAGGUCGCCCAGGAGAUCCUGGUAUUGAGGGUCCUAUCGGUCAGCCUGGUAUCAAAGGAGAACCCGGUCUUAAAGGCGAGAAGGGAGAGCUCGGCACUCUGGGAAAGAAGGGCGUGGCCGGACUCUCAGGACGCAACGGUACUGAUGGGCAGAAGGGCAAAAUUGGACGGAUUGGUGCACCGGGUUGCAAAGGAGACCCAGGCGAGAGAGGUCCUGAUGGUCACCCUGGAGAUGUUGGUGAAGGUGGUCUGCCUGGAGCUACUGGAGACAAGGGAGAUUCCGGUCGCCAAGGAAGACCUGGCCCCCCUGGGCUGCCUGGAGACCCAGGGCCAAAGGGAGAAAAUGGAAGUCCGGGUUCACCUGGAAAUCCAGGACAAAAAGGAAAAGCUGGAACUGCAGGAGCUCCAGGAGGCCCAGGAGGGAGAGGAAGAACAGGAGAUGAUGGUCAAAAGGGAGGACCAGGUCCAGAUGGAGCCAAAGGAGAAAAGGGUGAAGCGGGUCCAGAGGGCAUGAGAGGACUUACAGGUGAACAAGGACCAAAAGGAUCAAAGGGUGACAUUGGGUUGCCAGGCCCCAGGGGGCCACCAGGAGUACAAGGAGAAGCUGGAAAGAACGGUACACAAGGUGACCCUGGUGAUCCUGGACCAAGAGGAGAUCCAGGAGAUGCUGGACCAAAGGGUGACAGUGGAAGGCCAGGCUUCAGCUAUCCUGGACCAAGAGGCUCAUCGGGCGAGAGGGGAGAAAAGGGCAACCGUGGUGCCCGUGGUAGCAGAGGUGACUGUGGACAAAAGGGUGAACCUGGAGAAAAAGGGCCUGGAGGAGAACCUGGUGAUCCUGGUCCUCAGGGAGAACCUGGAAAAAGAGGACCAAAAGGGGAGGUUGGGCGUGAAGGAGAUCCUGGCCCUGAGGGAGAUCCUGGUCUCACUGAAUGCAAUGUGAUGAAUUACAUCAGGGAGACCUGUGGCUGCUGUGACUGUGAAAAACGAUGUGGCGCUCUGGACAUCGUGUUUGUGAUUGACAGCUCAGAGUCAGUGGGUCUAACCAAUUUCACCCUAGAGAAGAACUUUGUCAUCAACACCAUCAACAGACUUGGAUCUAUGGCCAAAGACCCCAAAUCAGAAACAGGUACAAGAGUUGGAGUUGUUCAGUACAGUCACAAUGGAACCUUCCAGGCCAUCCGGCUUAACGACCCCAAGAUUGAUUCGCUCUCUGCUUUCAAGGAUGCAGUGAAGCGUUUGGAAUGGAUUGCUGGAGGAACAUGGACUCCAUCAGCCUUAAAAUUUGCCUACGACCACCUGAUCAGAGACAGCCGUAGAGAAAAAGCCAAAGUCACAGUUGUUGUCAUCACCGAUGGACGCUUUGACCCCCGAGAUGACGACAAGCUGCUCAAUUACCUCUGCAGGGAUGAUGCCAGCGUUGACGUGAGUGCCAUUGGUAUUGGGGACAUGUUCGACCAGAUUGAGGAGAAUGAGAGUCUCAAGAGCAUCGCCUGUGACAAGGAAGGGAAGGUGCUGGGCAUGAGGCGCUUUGCAGACCUGGUGGCUGAGGAAUUCAUUGACAAGAUAGAGACUGUGCUCUGUCCAGAUCCUGUGGUUGUGUGCCCUGAUCUCCCUUGUGAAACAGGAGGGCGCAUCACUUCUGGUCAAGCCCCUCCCCAUUGGAAACCACUAGCUGAAGAAAGCAACCCUGGAUUGGUCCCCACCACUUUGGAUGGUGUGGCCAAUCUACUGAAUGGCCUGAAUGAGCAGCAGUAUGGGAUUGGCGUGGCAACCAUGGCAUACACAGCCCAGAGAGCCAAACUUGCCCAGGGAGAGGACAGGCAGCAAUGGACCCAGCUAUUCAUCGACUCCUUCAAAUACGUCUACGGAGACAUUAUGGGAGACCCAGAAAAAGCCUUAAAAAUCUGUUAAUGUUGUAAUGCUAAUCAUACCACCUCACCAGUAUGCCUAGCAGGCAUGGGGAUGUUGUAUCAGUGUAGUUUUUUGGUUAUAUUAAGUUUUGAUGUCAAGCAACAUGAUAUUAAUGUUGCCCCAACGCCAUUUCCUAGUGUAACAACAUCAGAAUAUGAUAUUGCUAAAAUAUCAAAAUAAGGUUAGGUUCCUCGCCUGUGUUUUGAUGUCUUUUGUCAAAAACCCAUACAAAGUAUAUUUAUUUAUUCACACAAAACAUCAGAUUUGUUAGUUGCUGCUUUUCAAAUUUAUUAUAAUAAGCUGAAUAUUAUUUUGAAUAUCUAUGGUGAACAUCUGUGUUGAACCAAUGAUAGGAUUUCUACGUUCAUCCAAUUUUCAAAUCCAACUUAUUUCCUACAUUUACUGAACAUCAGACUUCAAAACUGAUCAACGUUCAAUCAAUGUCAUUUUGCCCGCUGGGUAUUUCUGAGGAUGCCAAUAAUAAGCUUACUGCUGCAACUAGAAAAAGUUUUGUGAAAAUUGGGGCAUUAUUUUCUCAAAAUUGACUGUAGGUUUUAACUGUUGCAAUAUAACUGGAUGACAUAAGGCACACAUCAAUGGAACGUAAUUACACCAGUGUACGAAAAAAAAAUCAAUACAGGUAAGUAUCGUGAGGUUUUUUAAAUCCAUGAUAGUGUAUCAGUCUUCCGGCUCUCAUAUCAAUACAUUAAAUGGAUUUAAAACGUCAUUAAAUUUCCCACAAAUCCCUGUGAUCACUACAACCUCCACUCCUGGAAAGAUCACUAUAGAGCUAGGAGGCUGAUUGAGCAACUGUCAAUGUACAGCAGCAGACUGCAAAGUAAGUAAUGUAAAGCUAAAGUUAGCUAAGUUAGUGUCUUCUUCUUGUAACUUCAAUGGCAGUUGGCAAACCUGUCGCUGCAUUAUCAUCGCCAACUGGACAGACGUGUGUCACACCGAACUGACAAAGCAGUAUAGCAUCAAAAUAUACUUAAAGUACCAAAUGUAAAAUUUCUCAUUAUGUAUAAUGGCACAUUUUAGAAUAUUAGAUACAGUAUUAUGCUAUUGAAUUUGAAUUAUUGCACUUUAUCAUCGUGUGAUUUUAUGUUAUUUUUAACAUCAGUGUGUUCAGUAAUGUGCAAUUUAAAAGCCAUUCUUAUAAUUUGGAAUGGAAAUUUAAGAUGAAAUAUUGAAUGAGUCGGCUGCAUUGUCAAUAUAAUGUGGUGUAAAUAUUAGACUACCCAGGUGAGAACAAUUUCUGUUCUCAGCUCUUUUUAAAACAAAAAAUUGCAGUAAAUCAUGUAUUGCAAUGUUUCACAAUGCAGCUGUAUUGUGGCCUGUGUGCUGUGAUGCAUAUUGUAUCAUGAGCCCAACUCAAAAAUAACAAAAAAGAGAACUCAUGAUGGUCGCUGUUGGAGAUACUUUGACAUAUACCGCUGUUUCUCAGGAAACUACUGUUAGUAAUAUGAUACAUAUCAGGUCUUCCAACUUAGUGGAAGAACACUUUUGGUUAUGGAAAGUUAUCCGUUUGUUGGAGGCAUCUGUAGACCCAUUCAUGCUGUCCUGUGUACUGUGGCUCUUUGAUGAAGCCUCAUUUCCACUGUGAAUCACCAGCUUACUGAAUUACUUAAAUUUCCAGUUUUUGUUUUGCACACACCCAUGGUGACAACCGCUACACGAACGGUGUUCUGUGAAUGAGUCAUGUUGGUCCUAUAAGGCUUUUCCAUUGAUGGUUGGCUUGAAGAACCUUUAAAGAAAUGCUGUGGUGCCAUAUAAGCUUUGUGACUGCUUUUUUAUUUUUAUUUUUUUUGCAAAUGUGAACUGACUUGAUAUCUAUGAACUGGAGUAAAUUCAUAUGUUCAUGUUGUCAUCUCAACAGAAUAAAGCGGUACAGCAAAAUAAAACUGUGCAUUCCUGACAAACGUUACAUGAAGCCAAACAUCUGUGCUGCAGCUUGCAUGCACAUUUAAUCUUAAAUUAAAUCUAAAUUCCGUUU
This is a messenger RNA of Thalassophryne amazonica, 4942 nucleotides long. RefSeq names its product collagen, type VI, alpha 2 (gene col6a2). The record is from RefSeq and is a predicted model, not a curated record. Lineage: Eukaryota; Metazoa; Chordata; Actinopteri; Batrachoidiformes; Batrachoididae. The coding region runs from base 223 to 2949 and encodes 908 amino acids. The transcript is spliced from 31 exons.